This is a messenger RNA of Paraphaeosphaeria sporulosa, 837 nucleotides long. RefSeq lists its product as uncharacterized. The transcript has 2 exons. Lineage: Eukaryota; Fungi; Ascomycota; Dothideomycetes; Pleosporales; Didymosphaeriaceae. The record is from RefSeq and is a predicted model, not a curated record. Bases 1 to 837 code for a protein of 278 amino acids.
AUGGCCCCCGCGUCGAGCUUCUAUCUCCUUAUCAAUGUUUUAGCAUCUGUCACUAGCGCUGCUCCUUUUGCUCAAGCAGCUUGCGAUCGCACGAUUCUUGCUCAAGCCGCAGAUGCCUACAUUGCAGCACAAACAGCUGGUUCUCUCGAUCCACUGAAGUCUGUUCUGGCGACAUCAUGGAUCUACACUGAGAACAAUAAGAACAUUUCCACCUCUUCAAGUGUCCUCUCCAAGAAGCUUACCAUCGACCACCACCGCACGAGCUACGAUCUCGUCACCUGCGCUACCUACACUGAGGUAGUCGCCGCAAGUGGACCGUAUGUUAUCGGCACGCAAAUCCGACACAACACGGAUAGAAAAGUCUCCAGCAUAGAUACGAUUGCAAGCACAACAGGAUCAUGGCUCUUUAACGCAACCAAGACGCUCGAGUACGUGAAGGCAGAGGACGCAGGGUGGAAACCGCUUCCUGUGUCAGCGCAGUCAUCGAGAGAACUCAUACAAGCUGCUGGAGAUGCCUAUCUUGAUAUGUGGAGUGAUGCACAUGCACAUGAGAAGGUGCCGUGGGGCACGCCGUGCGUGAGGCUCGAGGGCAGUGCGUACACGGGUAAAGGGGAGCCCAACGAUUCGUGUCAGCCAGGCAUCCCUAGCAAUCACAACCAGGCGCCGAAUACGAGGAGGCGAUACGUCAUUGAUGAGGAGAUGGGGAGCGUGAGUAUCUUCUGUGUGUGGGAGCACAUGAUGAAUGCGGCUGACUCGCAUGAAUUUCGACUGGAGAAUGGAAAGUUGAGGUAUGUGCAUACGAUGACCGAGUGUGGUGGUAGAACUUGCAAACUGUGA